Messenger RNA from Tuber aestivum (summer truffle), 1001 nucleotides. The record is from the annotation of a GenBank genome assembly. Lineage: Eukaryota; Fungi; Ascomycota; Pezizomycetes; Pezizales; Tuberaceae.
AUGUCAUCGCCACCAUCCUCCCUCUCCUCUUUCUCCUCAAUGGACUCUCCGCCCCCCACUCUUCCACGAACGCCGGUGAAGCGUGCAGCUUCGGCCUCAUUCUCCGACCAGCCCGAAACCUCCCCGAUACUCACGCACCAGCACAGCCACCCAAAUCUCAGUGACAUCUCCUCCGACACCUCCGGAUCCGUUCCAGGGUCACCCAUGGACGCGGAAGAACUCGAGCAUGCGGAGCAGGUCACAAUGUGUAAGUGGGACGGCUGCGACAUGGAUAUGGGCAACAUGGACGACUUGGUGAAGCACAUUCACGACGAGCACAUUGGGCUUAGGCGGGCAAAGUAUGCAUGCGAGUGGGACGAUUGCAAUAGGAAAGGAAUGGCUCACGCGAGCGGUUAUGCAUUGAGAGCUCAUAUGAGAAGUCAUACGAAGGAGAAGCCAUUUUAUUGCACUCUUCCCGGCAGGUUUCUCCUCUCCACUACUACCCCAUCUCCGGUGACGGCGCUAACGCCCGGGCAACAGAAUGCGACAGAUCCUUCACCCGUUCCGAUGCCCUUGCCAAGCACAUGCGCACGGUCCACGAAACAGAAGCCCUCCGUCCCUCCGACCCUAUCCCUAAAUCUCACCCCAACCACCCGCAAAACAUCCACCAACCAAACACCACCGCUACCUCGCAUUCCACCGCAUCCUCCCCCUCCUCACCUACCAGCUCUACCAAAAAUGCGAGCAAGAAUGGCGCGUCCAAGUGGUACACCUCUGAGGACGGCUUCGAUCCGGACGAGGAAGUCAUGCCGCCUAAAGAGCUCAUGAAAUUGCUUAAGAGGAAACUGGCGUGGGCGGAGGAGGAGCAGGAGGAAUUGAAGCGGAAGCUCGAGGAGCUGGAGAGGAAGAGGAGGGAAGGGUGGGUUAAGAAGGAGAUGCUUCUCGAUAGGGUCUUAGUCGCAGAGUUGGGCGAGGAGGAGGCGGCGAAAUUGAGCUUGGAUGUCCCCAUGGGUGGCGCAUAA